Molecule: messenger RNA, 739 nt
Organism: Carica papaya (papaya)
Lineage: Eukaryota; Viridiplantae; Streptophyta; Magnoliopsida; Brassicales; Caricaceae
Product: DNA-directed RNA polymerase subunit 10-like protein
Biological process (GO): transcription by RNA polymerase I; tRNA transcription by RNA polymerase III; transcription by RNA polymerase II
Cellular component (GO): RNA polymerase I complex; RNA polymerase III complex; RNA polymerase II, core complex
Molecular function (GO): zinc ion binding; DNA binding
Source: RefSeq, a predicted model, not a curated record
UUCUUUCCCUCUCCAAUUACUUCAGCUUUCGUCUCUUUCCGGAAUCUUUGAGCGGCUUCCUCUGCCAUUCUCCAUCGUCCAUCUCAGACUCACUGCCCGGAUUCCGAGGAGCACGGAAAAUUGCUCCUGUCGCGGUUCCGCUUUUCAGUCUUGGCGCACUGAACCGUAAUCCAGGCGCCGCACGAGCUGUGCGAAACCAACACUUAGGAGCUACAAGGGGAAAGAGUUCCAUAACAGGAAAAGACCCGAGAGAGGAAGAGGAAGAGUGACCAGAGUCCGGAAAAAGCAAAGAUGAUCAUUCCAGUUCGUUGCUUUACCUGCGGCAAGGUAAUUGGUAACAAGUGGGAUACUUAUCUUGACCUUCUCCAGGCUGACUACAGCGAAGGAGAUGCGCUUGAUGCACUGGGAUUGGUCCGCUAUUGCUGUAGGCGAAUGCUCAUGACUCAUGUGGAUCUCAUUGAGAAGCUUCUGAACUACAACACCUUGGAGAAGUCGGAUAAUGCUUAAGGAAGCCUGUGGAAUUAUCUGGGGUUAGUUCUCAUGGCAUACUUUAUUCCAGUCAUGCUGGUGUGGAUCCUUGUCUAUGAUUACUAAGUUUUGUUUGGCCGAGAUCAUUUUAGUUUGCAACUUAGAAUUUGAAUUGCAAAAAAGACCAGAAAUUAAUGUUGAACUCUGUAGUUUUUAUUAGUGUUGGAGCAUAGGAAAUAAUAUAACUAGCCAAAUUUUAAGAUGUUGCAUA